Molecule: messenger RNA, 1086 nt
Organism: Dufourea novaeangliae
Lineage: Eukaryota; Metazoa; Arthropoda; Insecta; Hymenoptera; Halictidae
Product: protein abrupt-like
Exons: 4
Coding region: 49-1086 (345 amino acids)
Biological process (GO): regulation of transcription by RNA polymerase II
Cellular component (GO): nucleus
Molecular function (GO): protein binding
Source: RefSeq, a predicted model, not a curated record
UAUUACCAAUCUUUACAUUCUUUGAUACCUACCAGCAUUUUUGUAACCAUGGCAGAGAAUUCACUGUCAGAACAAUUCUCCUUGAGGUGGAACAAUUUUUCUAGCAAUUUGACAUCUGGCUUCUUGACACAUUUUACAGAGAAUGAUUUAGUUGAUGUUACCCUUGCCGUAGAGGGUCAUCUGUUACAGGCACACAAGCUUGUGCUUUCAGUAUGCAGUCCAUAUUUUAAAAAUAUAUUCAAGGAAAACCCUUGCCAGCAUCCAGUGAUCAUACUUAAAGACAUGAAGUAUACUGACAUUGAGUCAUUGUUAAAAUUUAUGUACCAAGGUGAAAUAAAUAUAAAACAAGAGGAUUUGUCUACUUUCUUGAAAGUGGCACAAACAUUGCAAAUUAGAGGAUUAGCAACAGACGAUACAAGUACCACAAAAUUGUUUUCCAAUAGUGAUGGUCAAUUAAAGACGGAUUCUAGUGCCCAAAAUGUUAUUCAGUCGCAUUUAAAUACAAUAACUAAAACCUCAAAAGAUGUGGAAAUGAUAGAUAGAAGGAAAAGGUCUCGUGACAUAAUGAAAAAGAAUACAAAAAAGAAAAAACACGAUACUUCAACUGUAUCGGAGAACAUUCAUGAUUUGUCGAAUGAAGAGGUAGACGAUGACAACCAGGAAGUUUUAUUUUUAAUGAAUAAAGAUCUAAGUGAGUUUGUACACGAGGACGAAGAUACGAAUAUUCCCACUGCAAAGGACAAUGAUAAUAAUAAAAAAAUGGCCUUGUUUGAACAAACUAAUGCACAGACUUCGAGAGAAAAUCCUGUGCCACAAGCUGAUGAACCAGUAAUUUACCGACUUUCCGCUCGAGGCCGACCGCAACUAGUGCACGAGGGCUAUGUCUAUAAUUUAACGUCUCGUUCAGAAGGUUUAAACAGAUCUCAUUAUCGAUGCGCAGAGCAACAUCGCGGGUGUAAAGGUAAAUGCGCAGUGAUCGCGGAGAGAUUUAUGCCCACAGGUGUACACGAUCAUAAUCAUCCACCUGGAUAUCAAUCGGAACAUGAUUAUCGGAAAAAGAAAGGCUUGGAUACAGACACUCCUUAA